GGUGUUUAACAACUUUGCAUGUUUAAACCUUCCAUACAAUAUUAGGAAAAUCAGUCAUCAGUACGAUUUAUUGUGUUAUUUCAGUUUUAGUAGUUUGUCGAUCUCCGUGAAGUAGCUGGCUGUUAGUGCUAAAACGGUAGCAUUAGUUCAUGUACAUGUAUGUAAAGUAAGGUUUACAGAUGGAGGUAACUCCCAAAGCAGACAAAGUAAAGUCUGUUUAUUCUACACCCGCUCAUUCAGCCUCAACAGAAACGAGCCCAUGUGAAUCCAGACAAGGAAAGUCUCAUCAGAAGCUCAGCGUCUCACUGAGGGAAAGGUUGAAGAGGACAAGACGCUCCUUCACGUCGCCUCUGUCUGUGGCCAAACGCCUCUGUGUGGAUGAAGAGGAGGAUGAAGGGCAGGUUUCAGCACAUACCAAGAAGGAGACUGUUGAUAACCUGCCAGUGAUCGUACACAGUGUUGACAUGAACAGAAAUAUAGUGAGACCUGGACCCAGUACUGAGCCAAAUCACCCUCCCUUACAAGACACACAACGAGACCAACUCAGGAGGGAAGUUAAAGCUAAGAUGGAGACUCUACGAAGACUAAAGAUGGUUAAAAUGUACAGAAGCAAGAAUGAUUUGACACAGCUGCAGACCUUGAUCAACAAGUGGCGAGGCUGUGCUCAGUCUGCACUGUAUGAGCUGCAGUCUCAAGUCCCCAUAGAGGGAAGAAAGGCCAGCCUGUCUGAGCUCAUUGACCUCUUUGGUCUAGAUGACGGUAUCCUGCACUUUGACCGCUCAGAGGACGAAUUCACUACCUAAAUAUGCCUUCAAACACACACACAUAUACAGGAC
Messenger RNA from Sphaeramia orbicularis (orbiculate cardinalfish), 836 nucleotides. RefSeq names its product SWI5-dependent homologous recombination repair protein 1 (gene sfr1). Bases 180 to 803 code for a protein of 207 amino acids. Gene Ontology annotation, cellular component: Swi5-Sfr1 complex. Lineage: Eukaryota; Metazoa; Chordata; Actinopteri; Kurtiformes; Apogonidae. The record is from RefSeq and is a predicted model, not a curated record. Gene Ontology annotation, biological process: double-strand break repair via homologous recombination; positive regulation of DNA-templated transcription. The transcript is spliced from 3 exons.